Messenger RNA from Hemibagrus wyckioides, 1834 nucleotides. RefSeq names its product receptor-type tyrosine-protein phosphatase eta. Lineage: Eukaryota; Metazoa; Chordata; Actinopteri; Siluriformes; Bagridae. The coding region runs from base 194 to 1834 and encodes 546 amino acids. Gene Ontology annotation, molecular function: protein binding. The transcript has 9 exons. The record is from RefSeq and is a predicted model, not a curated record.
CUGUCUCGAGCUCAAGGCGGAGCAUCCUCAGAAACCUCAGCUGGACUCAAACAGGGAUCAUGACACAGCUUUCGUUAAGAAUAUUGCUUUAUGUGACUCUCUUGUGUCAAGUUCAGCUGCAAACCAGGCUAUCGCACGUCAAGGUGAUCAACUGCACUGCGGCAGGCCAGAACGACCAUCAGGCCACCGGGAAAUGUCCCGGUGCUCCCGAUGGCCAGUCCGCCCCUGCAUGCACCUGUUCCAUCAGAGCUCAGACGUGGCUGGUCCAAAUGUCAGCAGUCUCAGUGUCUCUAACAAAACUCCAUCAUCUGUGUCUCUAACCUGGAAUGGGCCAAAUGGGAGCAGCUCCUUAUUUACAGUAAACUGGACUGGUGACAGUGUGAAUAACAGCAGUAACACUUCAAACACGUCUUACAAUGUCACUGGUCUGACUGCUGGAGUGAACUACACAUUCACUGUUACUGCAGUAGCUGCAGAUUACCAAACUACAGGAGCACCAGCUCAAAUCUCAGCAUUCACAAACCCAGAAGUUGUCAGCAGUCUCAAUGUUUCUAGUAAAACUCCAUCAUCUGUGUAUCUAACCUGGAAUAAGCCAAAUGGGAACAGCUCCUUCUUUACAGUAAACUGGACUGGGGGCAGUGUGAAUAAAAGUAGUAACACUUCAGACACGUCUUACACUGUCACUGGUCUGACUGCUGGAGUGAAAUACAUAUUCACUGUUACUGCAGUAGCUGCAGAUAACCAAACUACAGGAGCACCAACUCAAACCUCAGCAUUCACAAACCCGAAUGUUGUCACCAGUCUCAAUUUCUCAAGCAAAAACCCAUCAUCUGUGUCUUUAACCUGGAAUGAGCCAAAUGGGAACAGGUCCUUCUUUAGAAUAUGUUGGAAUUAUGGCAGUGGGAAUAUGAGCAGUGACAAUUCAAGCAAUCCAUCUUACACUGUCACUGGUCUGACUGCUGGAGUGAGCUACACAUUCACUGUCACUGCAGUUGCUGCAGAUGGAAACACUGCAGGAGAAUCAACUCAGAUCUCAGCUUUCACAAAGCCAAAUUCUGUCACCAAACUCAAUGUCUCUAGUAAAACUCCAUCAUCUGUGUCUCUAACCUGGAAUAAGCCAAAUGGGAGCAGCUCCUUCUUUACAGUAAACUGGACUGAUGGCAGUGUGAAUAACUGCAGUAACACUUCAGACACGUCUUACACUGUCACUGGUCUGACUGCUGGAGUGAACUACACAUUCACUGUUACUGCAGUAGCUACAGAUAACCAAACUACAGGAGCACCAACUCAAAUCUCAGCAUUCACAAAUCCAGAUGUUGUCACCGGUCUCACUGUCUCUAACAAAACUUCAUCAUCUGUGUCUCUAACCUGGAAUAAGCCAAAUGGGAGCAGCUCCUUUACAGUAAACUGGACUGGUGACAGUGUGAAUAACAGCAGUAACACUUCAGACACGUCUUACACUGUCACUGGUCUGACUGCUGGAGUGAAAUACACAUUCACUGUUACUGCAGUAGCUGCAGAUUACCAAACUACAGGAGCACCAGCUCAAACCUCAGCAUUCACAAAGCCAAAUUCUGUAAGCAGUCUCACUGUCUCUAACAAAACUCCAUCAUCUGUGUAUCUAACCUGGAAUAAGCCAAAUGGGAGCAGCUCCUUUACAGUAAACUGGACUGAUGGCAGUGUGAAUAACAGCAGUAACACUUCAAACACGUCUUACACUGUCACUGGUCUGACUGCUGGAGUGAAAUACACAUUCACUGUUACUGCAGUAGCUACAGAUAACCAAACUACAGGAGCACCAACUCAAAUCUCAGCAUUCACAAGUAUGUCCUAA